Molecule: messenger RNA, 1239 nt
Organism: Pseudozyma hubeiensis SY62
Lineage: Eukaryota; Fungi; Basidiomycota; Ustilaginomycetes; Ustilaginales; Ustilaginaceae
Exons: 1
Coding region: 1-1239 (412 amino acids)
Biological process (GO): membrane protein proteolysis
Cellular component (GO): lumenal side of endoplasmic reticulum membrane; membrane; cytoplasmic side of endoplasmic reticulum membrane
Molecular function (GO): aspartic endopeptidase activity, intramembrane cleaving
Source: RefSeq, a predicted model, not a curated record
AUGUCGGGCGACAGAGAUCUCUUCAUCGCCUACGGCGUUCUUAUGGCCGGCGCCGUAGCUCCCAUCUACUUUGGCUCCUUCUCGUCCCUCAAGACGCCCAAGACGACUCGAGAUCUGCUCAAGGCGGUCAAGAAGAAGCGCAAGUCCAGCCGAGCUUCGGACGACUCUGACUCUGACAGUGAUUCCGACUCGGAGUCGGAUGAGGACGACGACGUGCUCGACAGAGUCACUUCGUCCGAUGCCAUGUGGUUCCCCAUCAUGGGCUCGGCCGUGCUAUUCGGACUCUUCCUCAUCUUCAAGUACCUCAACAAAAAGUACGUCAAUCUGCUGCUGAGCUUCUACUUUGGCUUCGUCGGCUGUCUUGCACUCAGCCAGGCGCUCGUAACCACCACUCGCGCCAUCGUGGGCCGCGCUUUGUGGAAGAAGCUGCCCAACUUUCGGCUUUACCUCGACCAGCGUGGACACGGUCGCCUUUUCAAGCUCUCCUUCACCCACGUCGACGUUGCGCUCAUCAUCGUCUCGGCUCUGCUGGUGGGAGUGUAUCUUGUCACCAAGAACUGGAUCAUCAGCAACUUGCUCGCGCUCUCCUUGGCGCUCAACGCCAUUGCGCUCAUGUCGCUCGACUCGUUCCGCACCGGCGCCAUCAUGCUCGGCGGUCUAUUCGUGUACGACAUCUUUUGGGUGUUUGCUACCCCGGUCAUGGUCUCGGUCGCCCGCAACUUCGACGCUCCCAUCAAGAUCGUCUGGCCCAAGAACAUCCUCGAGGCCUUGUGGGCGAUUCAAGCGCGAGAACCGCUGCCAAAACUCCAGUUCACCAUGCUUGGACUCGGCGACAUUGUGAUCCCAGGCAUCUUUGUUGCGCUCGCACUCCGAUACGACCAGCUCGUUGCCAGCGAAGCCAAGCCUUCGUCGAGCUUCACCAAGUCUUAUACUCGCUACGACAAGCCUUAUUUCAAAGCUACGCUCGCCGCAUACGUUGCCGGUCUUGCCACGACCAUGGGCGUGAUGCACUUUUUCAAGGCGGCCCAACCCGCUCUGCUCUACCUGAGUCCCGCAUGCACCGGUGCUGUCUUCCUGACUGCUGCGCUUCGCGGAGAGUUCAAGGAGGUGUGGAACUGGACGGAUGGAGAGGAAGAGGAGAAGGACAAGGAUGAGAAGAAGGGCAAGGCGGACAAGGAACGCGAGUCUACUGUCAGACGAUCCAGUCGCAAGAGUACUUCGACCAAGAAGAAGGAGUGA